Messenger RNA from Temnothorax curvispinosus, 2743 nucleotides. Its product is annotated as glutamate-gated chloride channel-like. Gene Ontology annotation, cellular component: neuron projection; membrane; synapse. Bases 192 to 2021 code for a protein of 609 amino acids. Gene Ontology annotation, molecular function: neurotransmitter receptor activity; transmembrane signaling receptor activity; extracellular ligand-gated monoatomic ion channel activity. Gene Ontology annotation, biological process: regulation of membrane potential; signal transduction; nervous system process. NCBI's taxonomy places the organism in Eukaryota, Metazoa, Arthropoda, Insecta, Hymenoptera, Formicidae. The record is from RefSeq and is a predicted model, not a curated record. The transcript has 14 exons.
GACAAUAAUUUGUCUAUGCUGAGAUGACAAUGAAACGCUGAAGAGCUUUCCAUUCAUAAAAAUGGAUGAAGAGGGCCGUGCGCGAGGAUGAGUGCUUGUAAAAGUUGAAGAGACAGACCUACACAACGAAUAGCAAAAGCCUGCCUCGUCCAUUGCGACCAGCUACAUAUCUCACGUUAAGAUGACAUAGAAUGGGUUGGGUGGCGCUAGGGCGGUGUGCGGGUGGUGGCGGCCGCCUCUCGUCCAUCCUCUCGCUGUCUCUCACCUCCUUCGCGAGUUCCCUCAUCUUCACCUCCCUUUGUAUCCUCACACUUGCCUUUACUUUCGUCACCCUCGCUCGUGCCGAAGACAUCUUCGAGGAGGGAAAAUCGGACAAGGAGAUUCUGGACACCUUGCUGCUAGCGAACCGUUACGACAAGCGGCUUCUGCCGCCGGUCCAAGGUACACUGAGGCUCCCAUCCCACUGCCAAAAUCAAGGCAACUACACCCCUCACCUCUGUAUCCAAAUGACCCUCGACCAUCCAGAGCACCUCGAACAUCACCGGCACCGCUACCACCACACAGCACCACACAACCACAGCUCACUGCUCACCCCUCGUCAUGCUGAUUUCUGCUGCGGAAUGAGAUGGCCUGGUGACACUACCGGCUUGACAAACCAGUCGUCGAUCUCCUCUAUCGACUCCAAGAACCAGUACAAGAACCAGAACAAUAACCACUACACGUCGCACCAAAACCUCCGCACUCACCUUCGCGGAACAUUGACCGUAAACGUGAGCGUAUUGCUGUUGAGCUUAGCUUCUCCUGACGAGUCCAGUCUGAAAUACGAGGUGGAAUUCUUACUGCAGCAACAGUGGUACGAUCCACGACUGCGUUAUAGCAACAAAUCCAAAUAUGAGUUUUUAAAUGCGAUUCACCAUUACAACGAUAUCUGGUUGCCGGAUACGUAUUUCAUAAUGCAUGGAGAUUUCAAAGAUCCCAUCAUCCCUGUUCACUUCGCCCUGCGGAUAUACCGCAACGGCACCGUCAACUAUCUUAUGCGGCGUCAUCUUAUCCUAUCCUGCCAGGGUAGACUUAAUAUCUUCCCUUUUGACGACCCAUUGUGUUCAUUCGCAAUCGAGAGCAUAUCGUAUGAGCAGACAGCGAUUACGUAUGUGUGGAAAAAUGAUGAGGGUACGUUACGAACAAGCCCAAGCCUGACGGCACUGAAUGCGUAUCUCAUUAAAAAUCAGACAAUCACGUGUCCGAUCAAAGUGAGCUGGCGAGCUGACGGAAAGACCGUGGUUGACGAGGACGAGUUCGAUGAUUUUGGAGACUCUAAGUGCUCGCUGUGCCAGCGCAGAUUUGAGGAGCAAGGUAAUUACAGCUGCUUGAAGGUGGAUCUGAUCUUCACGCGAGAUCGUUCCUUCUAUUUCACUACGGUUUUCAUCCCGGGCAUUAUUCUAGUAACCAGCUCUUUCAUCACAUUUUGGCUCGAAUGGAAUGCCGUGCCGGCGCGAGUGAUGAUUGGUGUAACAACGAUGCUCAAUUUUUUCACCACGUCGAAUGGCUUCCGGGGAACGCUGCCCGUCGUUUCGAACUUGACUGCCAUGAACGUGUGGGAUGGCGUGUGCAUGUGCUUCAUCUACGCGAGUCUUCUCGAGUUCGUCUGCGUGAAUUACGUCGGCCGCAAACGGCCAAUGCACAACGUUGUCUAUCGUCCGGGCGAGAAUCCCGUCACCCAGCGGCUUCCAGCGGUGCUCAGCAGGAUAGGAAUUAUAUUGGCCAGCCCCUUGAAGCGGGAGGGCGGAGCUACUACCGGUGGUACUACUGGAGCGAACGAGAUUGUCACUUGCACCAACUGCGGACCUAAUCCCUGCACGCAUACAGCAACGAACGGUUGCACCGCCGAGCUAAGAAAAAAGGAUCCGCCGCAUCCGAUUAGAGUGGCGAAGACGAUCGACGUGAUAGCCAGGAUCACUUUCCCAGUCGCCUAUUUCAUGUUCCUCACUUUCUUCUUCAUUCACUAUAAGGGCACCUCGUAGAAUGACGCACAACGAUCUCCGAGAGAUCUCCCAUCGCUGGUAUGAGCGACAACGAAACUUUCCAAUAGGUGACGACAUUCGUGCUAAAAAUCGAAUCCACAGUAGACUCGAAUCUUGUCUCACAAAUGUUUCCGAAAAUGUUUUCGAGCAAACAUUUUUAAGACGCAAUCGUUUGUAUCGCAAUCAAACAAUUAUCUGAUCUUUUCCGUAAAGACAAGGAUAACGCAGAUAAGUAGAUCCGAAAAUUCUUACGAAGUCGUGAAUGUUACCUGACUAUAGUGAAACAAACGAAAUCAAACAGAUUAGCUGUAAUAAACGGGCGGGAACGUCUAAAGGAUAAAAGAAUUUUUCUCCCGAAGGGAGAAAGAGGAAGAGAGUCGCUAAUUCGGGGAUAUUCGAAGGCACGACAUAAAAGAAAAGGAUACCAACGAUGGUUCGUCUCCGACUAUACUUCAUCUCCUCUCACGUGUGAUAGCUCUUGAAAGCACUCCUCUAUGGGGGAAGUAGAUUACGAUCGCUUCGCGAUCAUAUGCAGCGGCCAUAUACACUUAUCUUCAUUAUUCUUUUCUCUUUCUUAUAUCUUAGAUAGGUAAUAGAAUGUGUCGCCGGCGAACACACUUUGGCCAAGCAGAGAGAAUGACGCUUAGCUUAAUUGACGAUGAUCAAACGUACUAAUGUAAGAUAUAAUAUAAUAUUACAGACGAACCUCUGUAUUCUUAACA